CCCGCCAGGCGGCUCUCUCGCGAGAAUUGGCGCGCGCAGCCCGGAAGCGGCGGCGGUGGAACCCGGAAGCGGCGCCGGGGCAGGAUGGACGACACGCUCUUCCAGCUGAAGUUCACAGCGAAGCAGCUGGAGAAGCUCGCCAAAAAAGCUGAGAAGGACUCCAAGGCUGAGCAAGCCAAAGUCAAAAAGGCCCUUCAGCAGAAGAACGUGGAGUGUGCUCGUGUCUAUGCGGAGAAUGCCAUCCGCAAGAAGAAUGAGGGGCUUAACUGGCUCCGCAUGUCUUCCCGGGUGGAUGCAGUGGCCUCCAAGGUCCAGACGGCCGUGACGAUGAAGGGGGUGACAAAAAACAUGGCCCAGGUGACCAAGGCCUUGGAUAAGGCUUUGAGCUCGAUGGACCUGCAGAAGGUGUCUGCAGUGAUGGACAAAUUCGAGCAGCAGGUUCAGAAUUUGGAUGUUCAUACAUCGGUCAUGGAGGACUCCAUGAGCUCUGCUACCACGCUGACCACGCCGCAGGAGCAGGUGGACAGCCUCAUUGUCCAGAUCGCGGAGGAGAACGGCCUGGAGAUCAUGGACCAGCUCAACCAGCUCCCCGAGGGGGCUUCGGCAGUCGGGGAGAGCUCGGUCCGCAGCCAGGAAGACCAGCUGUCGCGGAGGUUGGCUGCCUUGCGGAAUUAAGGUCUCCUGUCACCCCUGUGGACUGCUGCCUCGCACUGGUGGUACGGCGUGUGGGGUGGAGGGGCCCAGGAAUCCUUCCCCAAAGCCUCUGCUACAUCUUUGCUCUGACAUACUGGCCAGGCAGAGUCGGCCACCCCCUCCUCCAGGAGCACAUCCCCAGCCCUGCCUGCCUGCGUUUAGACUCUUCUUUUUGGGUGUGACGAUGACUAUUUUUCCCAGAGCAGGCAGCGAUCCUGGCAGGGGGGUUCUGAGUUCUGAGCAGACACAGCCUCUCUCUGGGCUUGAGGAACGCUUUGCUGGUUCUGAUUUCAGGGUGUCUUUCAUUUGAGGGUUGCUGCUGGUUUCUGACAGUGUCCCACGAUGCAGUGUCCCACUCCUGGUUGAACACUGAAGGAAUCCUGGAGGCGGGUUGCGCUGUCUUCUGGGGCGCAGCUCGCCUGACUCCGUUGCACGCCCGUUAUCUGUUUUAGACCGGGUCUCUGAGCUGUGGGCUGCGUUCUCCGCGGGGCCCACAGCACGGAGCUCUUUACAAGAAGCAGGGAGAUCCCUGUGGGGCUGCCUUCCUCUUGCGGUGCUUUGGGAAGGGUUGUCUUCCUGGCUGUGGUGGUUCUGGGAAGGUUAGUGCCUUGCAGGGAGGGGAGGUUGCGCUGUGGUAUCUCUUCCCUCGCAGUGAUCUUCCCGAGCCGCAGCUGGGCGCCCUGCUUGCGGACUUCACCUCGCCAAUCGCUAGCUUCUUGUCCUGCCAGGCCAAACCUCCCUGGAGCUUUGUACCACAAAGUGACCUUUGAAACGCUUGUCCUGCCCUGCGCGAGCCUGUGUGCUGUGUGUGUAAAUCCAUGCGUUCCUCAUCGCCAGCCGCUGCAGUCUGGAAACGGUUAUCCAGGCCCCGACCUCCCGUGUGGGCCAGUCCCUGCCCCGUGUCCAGCAGCUGGGAGCUCCCAGGCUCACAGCUGUGGUGGCCACAGCCUUGUUCCCAAAUGUCCCUCGGGUGGCUGGGUGUGAUGGUAGAUGCUAAACCAUCCUGAGAGUGUGAAACCAUCCCGAGAGUGUGUCUGCCUGUGCUGGCUGUGGCUCGUUGCCUCUGUCUCCUCCAUGUCCCCACCUUGCUGCAUCUGGGGUGAGAGGGGGCUGCUUCCCCUGUCCCCUCUCUCACUGCUUGUGGGGAAUCCUGGCUGCUUGUCCCUUGGAGCCGAAGUUUUCUGUCCCCUUGUUGCUCUGUGACUUCUAGUCACCGCCAUGGUGCCAGACUGAUGGGAAGCUCGCUGGGAAGGAAAUGUUUCCUUUGGCUCUGCCGAGGAGGCCCUUUGACCUCCUUGCCACGGACUGUAAAUGAGGGCCGGGUGGCUGCCGGGGCCAUGCCAAGCCGUGCCAGCCAGGGUGGGCAGCUGGUCCCGCUGCAGCAGGGCAGCUCUGGUUCAUUGCUUUUAAGGGGAAUUUUAAGGCAUGCACAGCUGCUGCUUUGGGCUGUGCUGAGAGGAGGGAAGGGAAGCGUGGGGGAGAGGGGGAGGCAGCUCCCUCCGGCUCCUGGUGCCACCGACUCGCUGCAGGCCAGGGGCCAUCUCCCCAGCACUUGCAACACAAACACUUUUCACUGUUGAUUAUUUCUUCUGAGUUCAGUGGCCUUGGCAGUGUCUCACGACUGACAGAGCCUUCUUUCCCGACAUGUGCUGGCAGGGGUGCAGGGUGCUUGUCCGUGGAGGUGGCUUUGGCUUACAAAGUCACUUGAGCAUGGUGAAGUGUUGGGCCUUGUGCCACCUCCCGCUGGGCUGGGCAGAAAGCAGGAGCCCUCCUGGAGACUUGUGCCCACACGGUGGAGUGGGGCUGCUGCUGGCUCCUGCUCCCCUGCACAGGUGGCACCCGUGACCUGUGGGGCUGGGGGCUGGGACGUGCCCUGCAGCCCGGGGAGCCCCGGCCCUGGACCCACUCCCCAUUUCAGUGUGAUGUUUCUCUGUGGUUUGGUUUUUUUUAAGCUUGUCUCAUUUGCCGCGCCCCUGUUGAUUACCUUUUGCUCUUUUCAAUAAAUGAUCCCUGAAUAUC
This is a messenger RNA of Falco peregrinus (peregrine falcon), 2712 nucleotides long. It is a transcript of the gene CHMP1A, whose product is annotated as charged multivesicular body protein 1A. Lineage: Eukaryota; Metazoa; Chordata; Aves; Falconiformes; Falconidae. The record is from RefSeq and is a predicted model, not a curated record. The transcript is spliced from 7 exons. The coding region runs from base 85 to 675 and encodes 196 amino acids. Gene Ontology annotation, biological process: endosome transport via multivesicular body sorting pathway; late endosome to vacuole transport; protein transport. Gene Ontology annotation, cellular component: ESCRT III complex; multivesicular body.